AUGAACAUUUUAUGUUAUUAUCGUGAUUGCACAGAAGAAGAUGCUGCAAAAAUGUAUAAAGAGCACAUUAUUGAUAAAAUUCAAGAUCAAUUGGAAUUUAAUCAAUACUUUACACGUCAGUGGGACAUUCAUAAACAACAGUGGAUAGCCGCUGCCAGACCAAAUGAAUUAACCGUUGUGAAUAACGUUUCUGAAUCUUUAUUUAAAAAGAUAAAAUAUCACGAUUUUGGCUGCGUUAAAAAUCAAAGAAUUGAUGUUUUUGUCAAAAAUCUUUUAGAAGAAGUUGCACCCAAUUACUUUUAUCGUAUUAAAAACGAUUUACUUCAAACAGGUUUUAUUCCUUCAAUUAGAAUUCGCGAGCCUCGAUUGACAGAUUAUAAAACAAAAUUGAAAAGAGAAGUUCAAUCACGUUUAUACCAAGUAUUAAAUUUUGUUCAGAAUCAAGAAGCCAAUUUGAAUCCAUUAAGAUUUUGA
Molecule: messenger RNA, 474 nt
Organism: Trichomonas vaginalis G3
Lineage: Eukaryota; Parabasalia; Trichomonadida; Trichomonadidae
Product: zinc ion binding protein family
Exons: 1
Coding region: 1-474 (157 amino acids)
Source: RefSeq, a predicted model, not a curated record